GUUAUCUGAAUGUCAAAAAGUCUCGUGUUCUUAUAGCACGCAAUAUUUUCGGUGUGAGCAGAGCCGGUUUCAUCAUAAAUAGACACAACAAAACAGAUUUUCUUCGCUAGCCGGAUUAUUCGAUAAUUAAAAGAGUGAGAGACAAUGGCUCAAAGUAAAUUGAACGAUUUGGCUGGUAAAUUUGGCAAAGGUGGUCCACCUGGAUUGGGAAUUGGAUUGAAAUUGUUGGGUGUUGCUGGUGCAUUGGCCUAUGGUGUUACACAAUCCGUUUAUACAGUUGAGGGUGGUCAUCGUGCAAUCAUCUUUAACCGUGUUGGCGGCGUUCAAAAUGAUAUCUACCCCGAAGGUCUACAUUUCCGCAUUCCAUGGUUCCAAUAUCCAAUUAUCUAUGACAUUCGUUCACGGCCACGUAAAAUCUCAUCGCCCAGCGGUUCCAAAGAUUUGCAAAUGGUAAACAUUUCGCUGCGUGUACUAUCACGGCCAGAUGCUCGCAAUUUGCCAACAAUGUACCGUCAAUUGGGUUUGGACUAUGACGAAAAGGUGUUGCCAUCCAUUUGCAAUGAAGUACUGAAAAGUGUUGUAGCCAAAUUCAAUGCAUCACAAUUAAUUACACAACGUCAACAGGUGUCGUUGUUGAUUCGCCGGGAGCUAGUUGAACGGGCUCGUGAUUUUAACAUUAUUUUGGACGAUGUAUCGUUGACGGAAUUGAGUUUCGGCAAAGAAUACACGGCCGCUGUUGAGGCCAAACAAGUUGCACAACAAGAGGCACAACGGGCUGCCUUCUACGUUGAACGUGCCGUUCAAGAGAAACAACAGAAAAUCGUACAAGCCGAGGGAGAAGCUGAAGCAGCCAAAAUGUUAGGUUUAGCUGUCGCCCGUAAUCCAGGUUACUUGAAAUUAAGAAAGAUCCGAGCUGCCCAAAGCAUUGCACGCACGAUCGCUAAUUCGCAAAACAAAGUGUAUUUGUCAGCUAAUAGUCUGAUGUUGAACAUCCAGGAUGCGGCCUUCGACGAUAUGACGACAAAAGUACAAAGCACCCAUCGAGGGUUUGUAUUUGACUUUAGCAAACCGAUUGCACAAUCAAGGACAAACAAAUCGGAGGGCACUGCUACAAUUGGACAAGUAGCCAGCGACGCAGCACGAAAGUUUGUGCAAAAAUAAAUGAUGCAUUCGAUAGAUUGAAAUUAGAAGUGAAAUAAAAAACAAAUUGUUAGCCAUUUUUCA
Messenger RNA from Sitodiplosis mosellana (orange wheat blossom midge), 1224 nucleotides. It is a transcript of the gene Phb2, whose product is annotated as prohibitin-2. Bases 145 to 1161 code for a protein of 338 amino acids. The transcript is spliced from 7 exons. Gene Ontology annotation, biological process: mitochondrion organization. NCBI's taxonomy places the organism in Eukaryota, Metazoa, Arthropoda, Insecta, Diptera, Cecidomyiidae. Gene Ontology annotation, cellular component: membrane; mitochondrion. The record is from RefSeq and is a predicted model, not a curated record.